Messenger RNA from Prinia subflava (tawny-flanked prinia), 3098 nucleotides. RefSeq names its product potassium voltage-gated channel interacting protein 2 (gene KCNIP2). Gene Ontology annotation, molecular function: calcium ion binding; potassium channel regulator activity. The record is from RefSeq and is a predicted model, not a curated record. Gene Ontology annotation, biological process: regulation of potassium ion transmembrane transport. Lineage: Eukaryota; Metazoa; Chordata; Aves; Passeriformes; Cisticolidae. The transcript is spliced from 9 exons. Bases 275 to 1033 code for a protein of 252 amino acids. Gene Ontology annotation, cellular component: voltage-gated potassium channel complex.
GUUCCCGGGAAGAGGCGGGGAAGGACGAGAGGGAGGGGGCUGCCGUGCCCAGCCCCGGCGGCGGCGGGGACCGGGGCGGCUGCGCGCUCCUGCUGCCGUGCCGAGCCGAGCCGUGCCGAGCCGAGCUCCCGGCACCGGCGGCCCCUUGGCGCUGCCGCGCUGAGCGGCGCGGGCGGCGGGGCGGGGGGAGGCGGCGGCCGCGGGCAGCCCCUGCCCGCCGGCGCAGCCCGUGCGCCCCGUCGCCGUUCCCCCCGCCGCUCAGCGGGGCACGAAGAUGCGGAGCAAGGGCAGGAAGGAGAGCCUGUCCGACUCCCGCGACCUGGACGGCUCCUACGACCAGCUGACGGGCAACCCGCCAGUCCAAACUAAAAAAGCGCUGAAGCAGCGAUUCCUCAAACUGCUGCCCUGCUGCCGGCCCAAAUCCAUCCCCUCGCUCAGUGAAAACAGUGUUGAGGAUGAGUUUGAGCUCUCCACCGUCUGCCACCGCCCCGAGGGGCUGGAGCAGCUUCAGGAGCAGACCAAGUUCACCCGCAAAGAGCUGCAGGUCCUGUACCGAGGCUUCAAGAAUGAGUGCCCAAGUGGCAUUGUCAACGAAGAAAACUUCAAGCAGAUCUAUUCACAGUUCUUCCCUCAAGGAGACUCCAGCACCUAUGCCACCUUCCUCUUCAACGCCUUUGACACCGACCACGAUGGCUCCGUCAGCUUUGAGGACUUUGUGUCUGGGCUGUCCACCAUCCUGCGGGGCACCAUUGAUGAUCGCCUGAACUGGGCCUUCAACCUCUAUGACCUGAACAAAGAUGGCUGCAUCACCAAAGAGGAAAUGCUGGACAUUAUGAAGUCCAUCUACGACAUGAUGGGCAAAUACACCUACCCGGCCAUGCGGGAGGAAGCACCCCGGGAGCACGUGGAGAAUUUCUUCCAGAAAAUGGACCGGAAUAAGGACGGCGUGGUGACAAUCGAGGAGUUCCUGGAGUCCUGCCAGAAGGAUGAGAACAUCAUGCGAUCCAUGCAGCUCUUCGACAGCGUGAUUUAGCUCCCGGACCUGCCUCCAGACGAGCUCUCCUGACACUGGGCCCAGAACCUUCUCUCUCUUGACUUUUCCUUUGAGACUCCCCUCCUCCGGCUGCACAGACACCCCCAUGGAAAGGGGCUUUCCUUCCCUGAAAUGCAGUCGGGGCCGAGAUCUUCCCCUUCCCCUGGCCCAGCUCUGCUUUCCUCGGGGAAUCCCAAACAGGUGCUCCCAGAUGUUGGAGCAUGGGCAUGGCUGGCACAGGAUGAGAAUUUCACCUGGAUGGACCUCCCUGCACUCAAUCCCGGUGGAAGACAUGCAUCCUUGGGCUGUAAUAGAGUUUUCCCCAUGCACACCACCCUGUGCAGCCACAGCUCGCCUACCCUCAUCCUCGCCAGCUCCAGGAGCCCCCAGUCCUGGCUCCAGCCCAAAUCCUCCAGCAACACUGUCUAGAAACCAAUAAAGUCUUGCAAUGGGCACAGCCAGUGCCUGGGCAUCCUCUCCUGCCCUGGCUGUGCCCUGCUGCGGGAAGCAUGUCCGGUGUGUCCACUGUGAGCCACCGGCCACCCUCCCUGUCCUGAUGGUGGGCCAGUAGGUGGGCAGAGGGGCCGUGCCUGGACAGGGCAGCCACAUGAGCCCCUGGGGUUCAUUGCUGCAUGAGCUAUGGGGAGCAUCCCCUGAUCCCAGGGAUCCCGGUUAGACCUAUGAGGUUCUUCCUGGCAGGGGCAGAGGGGAGGCUAAAGGGACCCCGGGGUGACUUGUAGCACUAGUGGCACAGGAUGGAGAAUGCAGGGCUGGGAGAGCUGCAACCUCGGCCCCUGUCCCUCAGGUUUGGGGUGCUGGCACAGGGGGACCCCAGGGAUCCGCUUUGAGGCUCCAGUGGAGAGGCACCCUUUCCAAUCCUUCCUGAGGACAUGACAGCCAGGAUAGGGCAACAUGUGGAAGAGGGAAAUGGGCUGGUCUCUGGUGGCCAUUCUGGCCUCAUAGGGCUCACAGCUGUGCUCCUGGCACAAUUUGCUGCUGACCUUACCCUGCUCCUGUGCCCUGACCCAUCCCAGCCCACCUUCUGCCCCGGGGACUGGGGGAUGAGAAAUGAGGCAGAGAGGUCUCCCCACAGGCACAGCCCUGUGCUGGUGACAUGGCUGAGAUGGAAGCUCCUGGAGAGAAAGUCGAGGCUGGGGUUAGACAGGAGUCACUGCCAUGCUGCUGGCAGGCUGGAGGGUCACCUAGGGGCAGGGUACUCUUCUCCCAGCAUGGCCAUGUGAGAGCCUGCUUGGGGACCUUGGGGCUGGGGACCCUGGGUGUUUUUGUCACCACCAGCUCCUUGGAGAUGGGUGUGUGCAGGCAGGCCUGUCCUGCCCACAUACACUCCAAGUCAUAGCUGGGAGAGUGAUGCCCAUGGGCUAAUGAUCCCAUGCCAACUCCAGAAACCCCUCACAGCCACUGGGAAUGUACCCAGCCCUGGCAGCCCCUGACUGAAGCUCCACUCUCUGCAUCCUUGGCCAGAGGUGGUUUGGGCUGGCCUGAGCUGUGAUGUCUGGGAUCAGCACUCAUGCUGGGCCAGACCCAGGCUGAGCCCCUGGCACUGGAGACAUUAGAAUUUAACCCCUGGAGCCCUGAGCCAAAGGUAUGGGGCUGCUCCCCAGGGGGACCGUCCCUGUCCCAGCCCUUGCAGAUAUCACACGUUUUUUAGGCUCAUCUGACACAUUAUUUAUCUCGCAGACAUGACGUGUUUUUUAGGUUCAUUCAACACACUGUUCAUCUCACAGACCUAUUCCCAGGUUUGCUGUGGGGCUGAGCUCCCACUUGCAUUCUCCUAAGAGUGGGAGGGCCUUACCCCUCUAUCUCUUGGCCCUGUUCCCCCUCCUCCCAGCUCUCUGGGGUUCCCAUUGUUCGCUGCCAUGUGGAGCACCUGCCGCCUCCCCCCUCACGCUGUAGGUCGCAUGGUGUGACCCCCUGCCCUGGGGCAUGGUGACCCACAACCCGCUUGGCAUCUCCAGUCUGUAUAUUUUGUAUUAUAACAAUUAUAUGAGUUAAAAAACAAAACAAAGGAAAAAACCCAACAAAGAACCAAUAAAAUCUAACCACA